UAAAUCUUCCAAACGCUGUUUUUAGUCCCACUCUUUAUCAAAGGCAAUUUCGUUUUAUCUGCCUAUACUGUCUUCUUUUACACUCACGUUGUACUUUUAAAAUGGCAUUGUUCAACAAUGCCCCUGAAUUACGACGACAUAGUUCAGAUAGAACCAUUAAGCUUGCUUCCGUCAACUUUGUCGCGUCGUCAAGAGUUACUGAAGCUUUAGCUGUUUCAGGUCACCUGGCUCUAUCUGCUCCUUCUCAGAUUGUGGGUCAAUUUCAGUUCUUGAAGACCCUUUCUCAUCCCAACCUAUGUCAAUAUGUUGAAAUUCAUCGAGGAAAACACGAAUUUUUGUCGUUUCAGAAUACCUCGACAUAACAAUGCAAAAAGCAAGAAAUUUAGAUUCGAAAACUCCACCGCCUGUGAGUUUAUCAAUAUUGAAACAGUGGGCAUUUGAAAUUUGUUCAGCUUUGCAAUAUUUGAAAGAGAACGGUAUAAUUCAU
Messenger RNA from Mycotypha africana, 487 nucleotides. RefSeq lists its product as uncharacterized. The transcript is spliced from 4 exons. The coding region runs from base 102 to 362 and encodes 86 amino acids. Lineage: Eukaryota; Fungi; Mucoromycota; Mucoromycetes; Mucorales; Mycotyphaceae. The record is from RefSeq and is a predicted model, not a curated record.